Molecule: messenger RNA, 1701 nt
Organism: Paraglomus brasilianum
Lineage: Eukaryota; Fungi; Glomeromycota; Glomeromycetes; Paraglomerales; Paraglomeraceae
Source: the annotation of a GenBank genome assembly
AUGUCUGACGAUGUUCACAUGGAAAUCAAGGCAUCUGGAACCAGCUCUAACACAGAUCUUACCAUACCUGGCCACCUUCCUGGUGACAUCAAACGUUGGAGCCCCACUGCUGUUCUCCAAUUUCUUCAAGCCAACAAGGAGUACUAUUUUCUUGACGAUGAGGAGAUCAAAAUCGUCAAACGAAACAAGGUUGCUGGUGCAGCCCUCCUCCAGCUGACAAAAAAAGAUCUUGAAAGAUGGCAAGUUCCAGGCGGAUCAGCCAUUAUGGUAACAAACCUUGUUGAGAAGCUCAAGGAGAACAAGGGACUUGUCAAGCAUGUAAUUCCUGGAAAGAUAGAUAUUAGUGUUUCUUUAAGAGAAGCAUUUAGUAUACCACUUCAGAUUUUACCAUCAGCAAUGAGUUUAAAAGACUUGGCUACCACACCAUUUGCCACAAAGAUACCUAUUGAGAGUAUUUGCUACAAGAAUUGGAAAGGUAUUAUUGGUGACAGAGUAGAUGACUAUUUCAUAGAUGGGGAUGCUAAUAGAACUAGUGGCUGGAGUCUAUCAUAUAAGUGCCAGGCUGCUUUAGAACAAAAUUGUUCUGGUUCAGAGAAUGCAUUAUUGAGUAGAUAUGAUCAUUUAGUGCACGAUAUUUGGUGUGAAUUAAGCAAGAAUUUACCCUUUUCGUUUGUUAUUAAUCGCAAUGUUACAGACAACUCUGGUGCAACAGUCAAGAAUACUCGACCUGAUGUAGUGGCAUGGUUAAACGGCGUCUUGAUCUUUAAGGCUGAAGAGAAACAAUUUGCUUCUGAUAAGGCGGAGGCUGAGCAAGAAUUACUAGAUAAGAUGGAAUUCUGGAACAGGGCAACAUAUGGUCGCGUACCUUAUAUUCUUUCUUAUGCCGCAGCAGAAAACCUUGUCCAAUUUUUUGCAAUCACGAAAGAUAUGAACAAAAUCGAUGUGUCAGAUGUUUACGAUUUGCAACGGUUUCCAGGAGAAUUUAUGACUCUCGUCUCGUCAUUAAAUUUAUUCCGAAUAAUAGUUACCCUUAAAAGUUAUCUACCUGAGCGAAGUGCUAUGCCAAUGUAUAAGGAAAUGAGAAGAAAAAACAAUACUGUUGUGACAUUGUUAUCAGAUACUACUGUGUUGAAAGAAAUACGUAAAUUUGACGAAUAUAUUGAUUUCGAUACCUUGAAAGAAGUCUAUGAAACCAUUAAUAGUUCACCCUUCUGCGUAUACUCGAUUGAAGGCCCGAAAUUGGGGAAAAAGCGGAAAAUAUCUGACACUGGAACUCAUUAUUCAGUAGUGCUUACGCCAGUGUGCUAUCAUAGACGACCGAAAAAUGAAAAUGAACUACGCAUUGCAAUAACAGCUGUGCUCAAGGGCUUGAACCAGCUUCAUAGCAGAGGUUUAGUACACCGUGAUAUUCGGUGGGACAAUAUCCUAGCAUAUGAAAAUCGAUGGUUAUUAGCAGAUUAUGAGCAUGCUGGACGCUGUGAGAAAAAGCCUUUAUUUUUGUUGGAUAAUUGGGCCCCAAGUGCAUCAAACGGGUACGAUAAACGUUGCGAUCUUUAUUUAGUUGGGCGAUUAUUUGAUGAUAUGAGGUUUGAGCUACCAACCGAAGCUAGAAAGAUAGCAAAACUUUUGAAAAAUCAAGAAUUACAAAAUUGUGACGAUGCACUGAAUCAUGAGUGGUUUAGAUCAGUGGGAAACGCUUAG